Molecule: messenger RNA, 1857 nt
Organism: Brassica oleracea var. oleracea
Lineage: Eukaryota; Viridiplantae; Streptophyta; Magnoliopsida; Brassicales; Brassicaceae
Product: KH domain-containing protein At4g18375-like
Exons: 7
Coding region: 1-1857 (618 amino acids)
Biological process (GO): regulation of gene expression
Cellular component (GO): nucleus; cytoplasm
Molecular function (GO): mRNA binding
Source: RefSeq, a predicted model, not a curated record
AUGAAUAACCUCAGUGCAGCAACAACCGCCGUAUCGAAUCAGAAUCAACGACAACAGCGACGGGCAAUAAUCCACGUGUUACCAGACGAGGUGGCGUUACGAGUCGUCUGCCACGCGUCAGUUAUAGGCGGCAUAAUCGGAUCAAACGGCUACGUCGUCUCCACGCUCCGGCGCGAGACCGGUACCAAAAUCCACUGCGAGUCUCCGGUGAACGGUUCCGAUCACUGGGUCGUAUUCAUCGUCGGAUCAACCGCCGUUAACAAAAGCUUUCUGUUGACUGACAGAGUCGGAGGCUUCGCCGCCGGUGAACACGAGGGUUGGGUGACUUGCGAGGUCUCCGCCGCUCAGAUGGCGCUGAUCAGGGUUUUGGAGAGGUCGUGGGCCGUUCUGGCGGCGAAGGAUAGCGGCGGAGUCGUGGAGGGGGAUGAUAAAGAAGCUUACUGUGGGAUUCUAGCCGAUCGGAGUCAGAUUGGUGCUGUUUUGGGGUUGGGAGGGAAGAGCGUGGAGUGGAUGCGGAGAAACUCCGGCGCUAUGAUUAGGGUUUUGCCUCCUCCCAGUUGUGGUACGAACAGUGAUGAACUGAUUCAGAUCACUGGCGAUGUCUUAGCUGUGAAGAAGGCACUGGUUAUGGUAUCAAAUUUUCUUCAGAAUAGUCCACCUCUCAAUGGCUAUCCACCGCCACUUUGCAGCAAGGCCUAUGACUCAUCUACUGAAGAUCCUCACUCUGAGUUUUUACCAAGCCUGCGCUCUUCAUUGCCCAAUGCUUCUGAAACUGCUGCAUCCAAUAAUACUCAUACACCAUCAAGAAACCGUUUUCAAGAUUCAAUAGAUACAUACCGGAAGGUUGUGUUCAAACUAAUCUGCACAAGUGUUGCAGCUGGAGGCAUAAUUGGGAGACAUGGAACUAUCAUCAGAGCUAUGCAAAAUGAAGCAGGUGCUUCCAUUUCGAUCGGAGCUCCACUAAAAGCAUCCGGUGAACGUGUUGUUACCAUUACUGCACGUGAGAGCCUUGAUUCAGGGUACUCUCCUGCACAAAAGGCUCUGGGUCUUGUCUUUGCAAGAUCUGUUGAGAUUGAUGUUGGGAAAAGUCUGUUUCCGGGUGCUUUAGUGAAAGCUAAGCUAUUGGUACCGUCACAGUUUGCUAAUGACUUUGCUGGAAACAGAGAAGCAGUCAUGGUAACUGGUGUUGAUGUACACAUUCCAGUAGGUAGCCAGAUUCUAGACGGUCUUUCAGAAAAUGAACUGGUUAUAGAGAUUAUGGGAGAGUAUAAGCAUGUACAAAAGGCCUUGUGUCAGGUUUCUUCUAAGUUACGUGAGAACCUAUUACCAAAGAAGGCCGUAGAAGAAGUGAGAGCUAGAGUUAGUAAUCCAUAUAAUCUGCAACCAUCACAACAAAACACAGGAAGAGGAGAUUCUCUCUCGGUAUUAGAUGGUGAACAAGACUUGAAUAUGCUCAGAAUCAGUACAGAAGUAAUGAAGUCCAUCGAUUGUACUCAUACCGAGGCGAAUGAAGUCAACGGUUUUAUACAUCCAACAAGCUUAUUGGAGAAUGGGUUGACACAGGGAAUGAAACAGCUUCAACUUUCUAGCAAUGGAUACUUUUCUUCUUUACCACCACGAAAUAAAGGUGUAUCUUUGAGAAACGUUACCUUGGAGCUAGCUGUUGAGAAAGAUGCUCUUGCUGCACUCUAUGGAAGAGAUGGUGCCGGUUUAGACAAUCUACAACAGAUUUCAGGAGCCAGAGUGGAUGUCAAGGAUUCUCUUACAGGAGUUGAAGCGACGGUCUUACUCUCGGGGAAUCCUGAGCAAACCCAGACAGCCAUGUCUUUGUUCAUUUCAAUCCUUGCUGAUCCGUGA